UCGUCCAUCCGCACCCCGAACCCCCUCAUUGAUCCGACCAUCUAACUGGCGGCGUGUGCGAACCAGCGGAGGUGGAGCGGCGGCGCGGCGACGGCGGCUGGCGACCCUGCGUGAGCAGGCGAGGCGCGCGCGGACUAGACGAAGGAGCGAAGCGACGACGCCUGCGUCUGCGUGGGCGCACGACAGGCAGCAGAGCAGAGCUGCAGCCUACAACGACCUUGGGUCCUGGGUGGCCAGCAGCCGGUAGCAUCACUGCAGCCAGAAGAGGCGCAGGUGGGCGCUGGCCAGGGCGCAGCAGGCUGCAGCGGUGACCCUGCUCCCGACGACCCAUCGACGCCGUCCAUGCUGUCCUCCUCCCCGGCGCCGCCACGAGAGGGCGCCGCCGUUCCCUCCUCCUGGGCGGAAGCCGCGUCCGCGGCGGCGCUCCGGCACUACCGCUCCCUGGCCAAGAAAGGGAAGCCGCAGGGGCGAGAGUCCACGGUCCUCGCCGCCUUCCUCCUCUCCACUCCGCAUGACCCGCGCAGCCUCACUGUCCUCUCCAUGGGCACCGGCACCAAGUGCCUCGGUGCCUCGAUGCUCAGCGACCGCGGGGACCUCGUCCACGACGCGCACGCCGAGGUCAUCGCUCGCCGCGCGCUGCUCCGCCUCGUCUACUCUGAGAUCGGCCGCGGCGCCCCGCCUGAUUGGCUGGUUGCUUCCGGGGAUGGUGGGAGAUGGAGGCUUAGGGAUGGGCACUGCCUUCAUCUUUACAUCACCCAACUCCCAUGUGGAGUCAUGGCAGUACCACUGUCACAGUCCGAGUUACCACGGGAACAGCUGGAUAGUGUGAAUGGAGAUAUUAGCUUUGUUCAGAGGAAGCCAGGGCGGGGUGAUACAACAUUGUCCAUGAGCUGCUUUGACAAAAUCACCCGCUGGAGUGUUGUAGGAAUUCAAGGUGCAUUGCUGUCACAUACACUGGAACCCUUGUAUUUGUCCACAAUUACUAUUGGGCAAUUACCUGGUGGUGCUCCUGAAUGUUUCUCUGUUGAAAAUAAUAUUAAGAAAGCCCUCGAUGCUCGUCUGUCCUCUCUAUCCAGCAAAUUGCCAUCUCCUUUUAAAGUGCAGAAGCCAAAGGUUUUUGAAGCAGCUGUCCCACCAACAGAGUUUCAACAGAUUUCUGGAGACGUACCCCCCUUGACAUGCGGGUACUCGAUCUGUUGGAAUAAAUCUGGAUUGCAUGAAGUUGUCUUAGGAACAACUGGUAGGAAACAAGGAACCUCAUCAAAGGCAGCACACUUGCCCUCCACCGAGUCAUUGCUCUGCAAGAGAAGACUGCUAGAAGCAUUCAUGUCCCUUGAACAUCCAUUGGUAGGGCAACUCAAGUGUGAGGAGCUAUCUUACCGUGCACUUAAGGAUACGGCUCAUGAAUACCAUCACACGCUUGAGCUCCUCAGGAAGACCCCAUUUUUUGGCUGCUGGCCAGCUAAGCCUACAUUUGUUGAUUCGUUUCCAGUUUCACGGUGAUGGCUCAUGAACUGGUGAAUACCAUCAUCUUGUUUCUUUUUUUAUUAUUAUUUAAAAAACAUAGGACUGAUCCGGGCUUUGUUCUGUGUGAAUAUGUAUAUGUUGGUGGUCCAUGAAUGUAUCGAACUGAAUAUAUGCAUGCGUGCAGCUGUCACUUGAUUCCAAGCACCCCCCCUCCCCUGUA
Messenger RNA from Sorghum bicolor (sorghum), 1687 nucleotides. RefSeq names its product tRNA-specific adenosine deaminase 1. The transcript has 8 exons. Gene Ontology annotation, molecular function: double-stranded RNA adenosine deaminase activity; double-stranded RNA binding; tRNA-specific adenosine deaminase activity. The record is from RefSeq and is a predicted model, not a curated record. Gene Ontology annotation, cellular component: nucleolus; cytoplasm. Lineage: Eukaryota; Viridiplantae; Streptophyta; Magnoliopsida; Poales; Poaceae. The coding region runs from base 343 to 1503 and encodes 386 amino acids. Gene Ontology annotation, biological process: adenosine to inosine editing; RNA processing.